Messenger RNA from Drosophila takahashii, 10985 nucleotides. The record is from RefSeq and is a predicted model, not a curated record. NCBI's taxonomy places the organism in Eukaryota, Metazoa, Arthropoda, Insecta, Diptera, Drosophilidae.
GUGACAGCUCCCGUGUCCAAGCGGUUUUUGUUUUUUAUUUUUUCCCGACUUGCUUAAUAUUUAGCAAUUAUAUGGCUCCCAGGAAUCGGUUGAAAAUACAUGCCCCCAUCGGCUGGUGUUAACAAAUCAAGUGCAAUCGCUCGCAUUACGGCGUUAUAAGUGCUGUGAAAAUUCGAAAGUUGUGUGCGCUGGCAUUCGAAUUCGGGUCGAGUGGUGAAAAUAAAACUACAAACAUCCAAACCAAAAAAACACGGAAAAAAGACAAAUAGUCUGAAAACGUGAAAACGUCGAAAUGGCGACAGUGGCGACGAGGACAGCAAAAGAACACAAAAGAAAAGAAAAGAAACCAAUUUAAGUGCUAUAAUAACACGGUAAUGCUAAAGAGCUAACAAAGAAAAUAUAAAACGAAUAAAAUUCAGUUCAAAGAGCGAUAAAUAAGUCAAAAGGAUACAUACAUACAUAAACCAAAACAUCAGUAAAAACAAAAAAAGCAAGAAAGUAACGAUCGAGGGAUACGAGGUUGAGGAAGCGAGAUAAGGAAUAAUCGGAUCCGGAAUUCUCCAUCAUCCAGCGUCCGGCCUUCAACAUCCAAUCCUCCAUCCUCCAGUAAUCACUAGCAACAGAUUAUCGGACCCGCGAGCUAAAUGUCCAGUUGCCGCUAUCGUUCCAUACGGACGGCGUGUCACUCCCGACAAAUGCGUAUUGUGGUUGACCUUGUUUAAUAUAAUUAUGGCCGAGCGGUCGUUACAAAAGUAUCAGAAAUUGGAUACAGUGACGGUUGGAAGCGGCUCAGGAAGUAGUGCAAGCAGAGCAUCAACAGGACUCCUUAGGCGGGGGGCACUUGGGUCGAAAGGGAGCCCAUCGCUUAGCUGAUAGAAUGGGUGGCCCGAAAAAAGAGGAAAACCCACCAGGUGGUGGUCCGACGUCAUUGUUUAUUCUAACCGAGGAUAACCCAAUUAGAAAGUACACACGAUUCAUCAUAGAAUGGCCGCCCUUUGAAUACGCUGUGUUAUUGACAAUCAUAGCCAACUGUGUUGUGUUGGCACUAGAGGAGCACUUACCAGGGGGCGACAAGACAGUAUUGGCUCAAAAAUUGGAAAAAACGGAGGCCUAUUUUUUAUGCAUUUUCUGUGUAGAAGCGUCGCUCAAGAUCCUCGCCUUAGGGCUUGUUCUGCAUAAACACUCCUAUCUCAGGAAUAUUUGGAACAUCAUGGAUUUUUUCGUUGUAGUUACGGGAUUCAUGACACAGUACCCACAAAUAGGGCCCGAGGUAGACCUAAGAACACUUAGAGCCAUUCGUGUGCUACGGCCCUUAAAAUUAGUGUCUGGAAUUCCUAGUUUACAAGUAGUUUUAAAAUCUAUAAUCAAGGCGAUGGCACCUUUACUGCAAAUCGGUCUCUUGGUGUUGUUUGCAAUCGUAAUUUUUGCAAUCAUUGGACUCGAGUUUUAUUCGGGCGCACUGCAUAAGACUUGUUAUAGCUUAGAAGAUCCAAACAAACUAGUAAAGGAGGGCGAAUCAGAGACGCCUUGCAACACGGACAACAGCACGGAAAAGGCAACCGGCUCCUUUGUAUGCAACAAUACCACGAGCAUGUGUCUAGAAAAAUGGGAUGGACCAAAUUCAGGCAUCACGAGUUUCGAUAAUAUCGGAUUUGCCAUGUUGACCGUAUUCCAAUGUAUCACGAUGGAGGGCUGGACGUCAAUACUGUAUUGGACCAACGACGCAUUAGGUUCAGCAUUUAAUUGGAUAUAUUUCGUGCCUCUUAUAGUUAUAGGCUCAUUUUUUAUGCUCAACUUAGUUCUUGGUGUCCUUAGUGGUGAAUUCGCAAAAGAACGAGAAAAAGUAGAAAAUAGACAAGAGUUUCUUAAACUUAGAAGGCAGCAGCAACUAGAAAGAGAGUUAAACGGCUAUGUUGAAUGGAUUUGUAAAGCUGAGGAGGUAAUACUAGCCGAGGAGAGAACAACGGAGGAAGAAAAAAUGCACAUAAUGGAGGCUCGUAGACGAAACGCUGCCAAGCGGAAAAAGCUGAAAAGCUUGGGAAAGUCCAAGUCGACAGACACAGAGGAGGAGGAAGCCGAGGAAGAUUAUGGCGACGAUGGUUAUCUGAAAACUCGGUCAAAACCUCAAGGAAGUUGCACUGGUUUUUGGCGGGCGGAGAAAAGAUUUCGUUUCUGGAUCCGGCACACGGUAAAGACGCAGUGGUUCUACUGGUUCGUGAUAGUCCUCGUCUUUCUGAAUACGGUCUGCGUGGCCGUCGAGCAUUAUGGCCAGCCCUCGUUUCUCACCGAGUUUCUCUACUAUGCCGAAUUCAUCUUCCUGGGACUCUUCAUGUCGGAAAUGUUCAUCAAGAUGUAUGCGUUGGGACCGCGCAUCUACUUUGAGUCGUCGUUCAACCGUUUUGAUUGUGUUGUCAUUAGUGGUUCGAUAUUCGAAGUGAUCUGGUCCGAGGUCAAAGGCGGUUCGUUCGGUCUGUCUGUGCUGCGUGCCCUGCGAUUGCUGCGCAUCUUCAAAGUAACCAAGUACUGGUCGUCGCUGCGCAAUCUAGUCAUCUCUCUGUUGAACUCGAUGAGAUCGAUCAUCUCAUUGUUGUUCCUGCUCUUCUUGUUCAUCCUCAUAUUCGCCUUACUUGGCAUGCAGUUGUUUGGCGGACAGUUCAAUCUGCCAGGAGGCACGCCCGAAACCAAUUUUAACACUUUCCCGAUAGCACUGUUGACCGUAUUCCAAAUCCUCACAGGCGAGGAUUGGAACGAAGUCAUGUACCAGGGCAUCAUAUCUCAGGGUGGUGCUCAGAAAGGAAUGAUUUACUCUAUAUACUUUAUCGUUUUGGUACUCUUCGGAAAUUACACGCUAUUGAAUGUGUUCUUGGCUAUCGCCGUUGAUAAUUUGGCGAAUGCCCAAGAACUUACAGCAGCCGAAGAGGAACAAGUCGAAGAGGAUAAAGAGAAACAACUGCAGGAGCUCGAGAAGGAGAUGGAGGCCCUCCAGGCGGACGGGGUUCAUGUGGAGAAUGGCGACGGUACUGUGGCCCCCAGCAAGUCCAAGGGCAAGAAGAAGGAGGAGGAGAAGAAGGAGGAGGAGGAAGUGACGGAGGGUCCCAAACCGAUGUUGCCCUACUCAUCGAUGUUUAUACUUUCACCAACCAAUCCCAUACGACGCGGAGCCCAUUGGGUUGUUAAUUUACCAUAUUUUGAUUUCUUCAUUAUGGUUGUCAUCUCAAUGUCAUCAAUAGCAUUAGCAGCCGAAGAUCCCGUUCGUGAGAACUCAAGGCGAAACAAGAUAUUGAAUUAUUUCGAUUAUGCAUUUACCGGCGUAUUCACGAUAGAAAUGUUGCUGAAAAUUGUAGACUUGGGUGUAAUCCUGCACCCUGGCAGCUAUUUAAGAGAAUUCUGGAAUAUUAUGGAUGCUGUGGUCGUUAUAUGCGCUGCUGUUAGUUUCGGUUUCGAUAUGAGCGGUAGCAGCGCUGGACAAAAUUUAUCGACUAUUAAAUCGCUUCGGGUAUUGCGUGUCCUACGCCCAUUGAAGACCAUUAAGCGUGUACCAAAAUUGAAAGCCGUGUUCGAUUGCGUCGUAAACUCAUUGAAAAAUGUUGUUAACAUUCUAAUCGUGUACAUAUUGUUUCAAUUUAUAUUUUCUGUUAUUGGAGUACAAUUGUUCAAUGGAAAAUUUUUUUAUUGUACGGACGAAAGUAAACAUACUUCCGCAGAGUGCCAGGGCUCGUACUUUAAGUACGAGGAGGACGAGCUGCUGCCAAAACAGGAACUGAGGGUCUGGAAGCCUCGAGCCUUCCACUACGAUAAUGUUGCCGCCGCGAUGCUCACACUAUUCGCCGUUCAGACCGGCGAGGGAUGGCCACAGGUCUUGCAACACUCAAUGGCUGCCACUUAUGAAGAUAGGGGUCCAAUCCAAAAUUUCCGGAUCGAAAUGUCCAUAUUUUAUAUUGUGUAUUUUAUUGUGUUUCCGUUCUUCUUCGUCAACAUAUUCGUGGCCUUGAUUAUUAUUACGUUUCAAGAGCAAGGCGAAGCUGAGUUACAAGAUGGCGAAAUUGACAAAAAUCAGAAAUCCUGCAUCGAUUUUACUAUAGGAGCACGCCCCCUCGAACGCUACAUGCCCAAAAAUCGGAACACCUUCAAGUACAAAGUGUGGCGAAUUGUGGUGUCAACGCCUUUCGAGUACUUCAUCAUGAUGUUGAUCGUAUUCAAUACCCUUUUGCUGAUGAUGAAGUAUCAUAAUCAAGGAGACAUGUACGAAAAGUCACUGAAGUACAUCAACAUGGGAUUCACCGGAAUGUUUAGUGUCGAAACUGUGCUGAAAAUCAUUGGAUUUGGUGUCAAGAAUUUCUUCAAGGACCCGUGGAACAUUUUCGAUUUAAUCACCGUUCUGGGCAGCAUUGUGGAUGCACUUUGGAUGGAAUUCGGGCACGAUGAUUCGAACUCAAUCAACGUCGGCUUCCUGCGUUUAUUUCGUGCGGCGCGUCUUAUCAAAUUACUUCGUCAAGGAUACACAAUACGAAUUCUUCUAUGGACAUUUGUACAAUCAUUUAAAGCACUUCCCUAUGUCUGUUUGCUUAUAGCAAUGCUAUUUUUUAUAUACGCCAUAAUCGGCAUGCAGGUGUUCGGGAAUAUCAAACUAGGUACGGUGGAAAAUUCCAUUACUAGACACAACAACUUCCAAUCAUUUAUUCAAGGCGUCAUGUUGCUCUUCAGGUGUGCAACGGGCGAGGCCUGGCCAAACAUAAUGCUGGCCUGCCUGAAGGGCAAGGCCUGCGACGAGGACGCCGAGAAGGCACCUGGAGAGUACUGCGGAUCCACACUGGCCUACGCCUACUUCGUAUCGUUUAUAUUCUUCUGCUCCUUCCUCAUGCUGAAUCUGUUCGUCGCCGUCAUCAUGGAUAAUUUUGAUUAUCUCACGAGGGACUCCAGCAUAUUGGGUGCUCAUCACUUAGACGAAUUUGUGCGCAUAUGGGCGGAAUAUGAUCCAAAUGCGACUGGAAAAAUACACUACACGGAAAUGUACGACAUGCUGAAGAAUAUGGAUCCACCGUUGGGAUUUGGAAACAAGUGUCCCAAUCGACUUGCCUACAAGAAACUCAUACGAAUGAAUAUGCCCCUGGACGACGAACUGAGAGUGCAGUUCACAACAACAUUAUUCGCUUUGAUUCGGGAGAAUCUCAGCAUUAAAAUGCGAGCGCCUGAGGAGAUGGACCAGGCGGACAUGGAGCUACGGGAGACGAUUACAAACAUCUGGCCAUUGCAGGCGAAGAAGAUGCUCAAUCUGUUGGUGCCGCCGAGCGAUCAGCUCAACAAGGGCAAGCUCUCAGUGGGUAAAAUCUAUGCAGGUUUCCUCAUCCUGGAGUCCUGGCGCAGCACGCGGUUCGGCCAACUCGAUUCGGGAAUGCCGAAACAAUCAUUCUUUAACUGCCUACUCGAUAUGGCCGCCCUUGACAAAGGAGGAUCGCGACAGGGCUCCAUAAGUUUCGAGCCGAAUGGGGAAGGAGCCGCCAACUCACAAACACAUUUGUUAGCCAGCACGCACCACCACCACGCAAACGGUGAUGCCGAACACAACAGUUUGGCCACUCUAGCACGGCGGAGUACGAUCAGAAAGCGAUCAGUUAGAAACAAAAAGGUGAAUAAGUUUGAUAAACUCCAAGCGAUGCUGGAGCUACAGGACGCUUCGAGACAUCCCUCGCAGGAAUCACUUACCGGUGCCGAUGCUGGCCAUUUACAUCCUGGACAUUCGUAUAUGAAUGGUCACCGGCGAUCGCCUAGCUUGAGGCACAACGGCUCUCCACUGGCCAGAUCUCCAAGUCCUCGACGGCGUGGCCAUCAAUACAUACAUCAUGAUAUCGGGUUCUCCGAUACCGUAUCUAAUGUUGUAGAGAUGGUCAAAGAGACUCGUCAUCCUAGGCAUGGCAACAGUCAUCCGCGGUAUCCAAGAGGUUCAUGGUCAGCAUCGACAAGUCCGGCCCGUUCGCCUUCGCCUUCUCGAUAUGGUGGUCAUUUGUCUCGCAGUAAACGCACUCAACUGCCUUAUCCCACAUAUGGGACAACCAGUCUAUGUCAAAGAUCACGAUCGCCGAGUCCCGCUAGACUUCAGGAGAUGCGUGAACGAGACAGACUUGGUUAUGGGAUUGAUAUGGGUGUAACGCAUGUACAACACAGUUACCCAACAUUGGCAUCCCGAAGAGCCGGAAUCGGUAGACGCCUGCCUCCGACCCCAAGCAAGCCGUCAACACUGCAGCUCAAGCCAACAAAUAUCAAUUUUCCCAAGCUGAAUGCGAGUCCCACACAUACACACCACUCAACGCCCCACAGUGUUCACUCGCUACCACACCACCGCGACCUGCUGCGAGAUCCAAGGGACAUGUACUACAGCAGUAGGGAACGCGAGCGGGAUCGCGAACGCCUUAGGGAUCGGGAUCGUGAAAGGGAUCGCGAUCGGCUGCACGAGUACGACCUGCGCUACGAGUACAGGGAUCGGGAGCGAGAGUUGUACGAGCGCGAAAGGGAUCGCGAGCGGGAGGUCGAAAGAGAAAGACUUGAAUAUAUAGCACCGCUGUCAUUCGAACAAGCGCUGGCUAUGGGCCGAACAGGUCGUGUACUGCCAUCACCAGUUCUAAAUGGUUUUAAGCCAAAGAGCGGUCUGAACCCUCGACACUCCGAUUCGGAUGAGGAGGAUUGGUGCUAGCAAAGGCUUUGAUUGCGAUCGCGUAAUCGAAAGGAUCAGAUCUGGGUAUAGCAUCAGGCCAUAUGCUCCUCUUUGUCAGCACCAAACUUAGAUCACAAUUUUGAUACGAUACGACACAGAUACCAGCCCGAACAUCAGCAAACCCUUCCACAGACACACCUUUGCCCACAACCACACAUACACCCACACCCACAUCGAAGGUAUGAAGCGAAUGUAUCGACACCGAAGCUAGGAACAAGUAUAUCUGAUAUCAAAUUGGCUGGAGUAAGCUUACAGGAAUUAAAUCCGAAUCGACAAGCGCAAUCGCAACGGAAGCAGGAGCAACAAUUGGAGGAGCAUCAGCAUCAGGAUGGACGACUCGAGUGGCUCAGAUGGUGCCGGUUGGGGCCAUAUCCCGAAACCCAAUCCCCAGUGAUGGCAUCAUUGCCCGAAACCAGAGCAACAUCGCCCCAAUCCGAUAUUGAAUUCAUGAGAAAUAAAAAUAUAAAGAAAAAAGAAACCGGAACAAUUGCAAUAACACCAAAGACAACUAAAACUGAAGCAAUGAUAUUAAGCGUACCAAUUACAAUAACGUCCCCAUUAGCUAUUAAAAAGAUAUAUUCAGAUAACGACAUUAAUUAUAAUACCGAAAGGGGUAACGAUAAUGAUAUUGGCAGAGUGAAGGAAGCGGAAGCAUCAGGUCAUUAUUAUCACCAGCCAGAACUAGCCACACCAGAUUUACAACAGGAGCCACCACUGCAGCCAGAUAACCAGCACUAUCCGCAGUAUUCGUAUCAUACGCUUUAAGGAGAAUAAAAUCAAGAACCAGAAUCCAGUAUUCAGUAUCCAGUCUCCAGUGUCCAGAUUCCAGAGUCCUUAAUCGAGCAUUCAGAAUCCACAAUCAAGAAUCCGUUAUCCAGAUCCACUAAAAGUGCAACUUUAAUUGAAACUGAAACUGACUAGAGGUGUAAAGAAAGUGAACGAGAUUCUAUUGCAGUAUCAAGUAUUGGGAGUAGGGAACCAGAGAUAUGUAAACAGAUUAGAGCUACCAUUUGCCUAGAAAUAGGGGUAGAACACCUAAUGUUAGAUAUGAAUAUGAUCAAGUGUAUUGUACUUUUUUUCUAAUGUAAGAUCGAGUCUAGCCGAAGAGCACAUCAAAAUGAAAUCAAUGAUAACAGAACUCUUUCAAGCAGAACACAUAGAUCUAGGUCUAAGUACAUAGGAAAUAUAAAUUGUAGGAACUCGCAUACAUUGUAAGUUAUAUAGGACAUAGCUCGAGAAUCAGUAAUCUGCAAGCGUUUUGGUCUUGUUUGUACUUAAAGUUAGUAAUUGAAUUAUGUGUAUUGCAAAUGCGACUUUUAUUUAUUCUAUGUACAUACCAGAUAAUUGUAGAUAUCAAAUUUUUGUAUGUAAAAUAUUUACCCACGACUAAUAUUAUAAAAACCUUCGACAAAAGAAACUCGGUAGCGAAUAUUAGCCGUAAUAGCAACAAAUGAGCGCAUUUUAGUCCCCUACGAUUUUGUAUUCUGUUAUGUGAAGUGUACUCAAGCAGAUAUUUUUUUUCGAUUAAAAGAACUUCAGAGAACAGUGAAAUUUUAAUACGAAACCCAACUGCAACCAAAUAACUCAAUUAUGACCAACAGUUUGUAUCUGUAACAUUAGCAUUAUCCAGUGCCGUGUGUGUACAGACUUUACAGACAUUUUUUUCGAAAGAAACGUUGUAUUCAUAGUCUGUUUCUUCUGUUAAUGUAUUUCCGAAAGUCUUUCGUACGCUGAACUAAGCUCCUCUCAAACUUUCCGAUCAAAUGGAUUUAUAAUUAGAAAACGAGAGCAUUGGUUUUACAAUCGAGCAUCCUCAACAUAAAACAUGUGUAGAUAUAAUACAUACACCUCCGGCUCCUCAUACUCGAACAGAAUGUGUAUAGUGUUGAAAAAUGCUGAGCUCAUGGCACAUCAAACAUAAUAUAUUCAAAUAUACAAGUAUUUGCAUGCACACAGCCCCUUCAACUCACUGAUAAAAAUGCAGACAUCUGUGUAUAGAUAGACGAUCGUACAUGUUGGACGACGGGAUAUCGAAGAGCGCACAAUAAUUGUAAUUUAAAGAAAUGAAUCCAUAACUUAAGUAAAUAAUUAUAGCAGCUGAGCAGUAAUGCGAAUUUACACAGCAAAUGAACUUAACAUUACGAUGACUAGAGUCGUAUUAUGCAUACGAAGGUAAGAAAAACCAUUUAGCAAGCGAAAAAAUCAAGAACAACAAACUAUAAACUAACCUAACUGGGUUGACUUAUGCUAUACAUAACUGAGCAAUACUGAAUAGGGAAAACGACUAACCUAAAAGCGAUAAACUAAUACAUACACUCAAAAAAAGGACGAAAUCGCCAUUGAAUUUAGAACUUCGCCAUACAAAUAUGUAAAUUGGUACUACUUUGCCAUAAUUUAACAGAAUUUUAUAUUUUUCAAACAUACUGUUAAUUGAAUGCAAAAAUGUUUUUCUAAAAUAUAUAAAUUUACUUAAAAAACCUAAAAUACAUUUUUUAACCUCAGGUACUUUGUUUUUUAUUUAAACAGAAAAGUUGUUCCAUUUUACGAGUGAUGUUAGGUUUUUUUUUCGAUUUCAUCACGUUUUUAAAAAUCUUCUAGCUUUUAAUAAGAAGACUUGUAAAUAUAUUUAUUUCAUUUUUCCUAAUACAGGCAUUUAUAGUAUAGGAAAUAAACAAUUAUUUUUAUAAUUUAAGAAAACUUUUUUCGAAAUACUCGUUUUUUAUGAAAAACUUAUUGUAAAUUUAAAAAUUCUUUUUAAAUUUAAAACUUGUAAUUUGAUGGCGAUUUUCAAAAUGCUUGAUAAAACAUUUCGAGUGUGGGAAAGGAAACCGAGAAGCGUAUUCUUAAUUACGAAUGCAGAGAUUCAUACAUUCAAGAUAUAUAUACACACCUACAUAGUUUAUAACUAGUCUCAAAUAAAUACCGAAUUCCAUCGAUAAGGGAAAACAAAGAUCGCUGAUAUAAAAAUUCACUCUCCAAUUAAUUGUAAACACAGCGCAUUACCGAGUGCAGAGUGCUGUAGCACAUUGUAAUUCCGAAGUUCACUUUUGACUACUUCCAGUAAAAAUUUGUCCACGUGGCGAAUGUUUCAAGUCCUCAGUCUUAGGCUAAGAUCCGAUUUUGACUUUCGUUUGCACUGCUUGCUUAAACAUUAGCAUUCCAAUUCAAAUUCGAAUUAUUACUAGCGAUAUCCUCACACAAGUAGAGUUGUUGGAAGGGCAGCUUAGGGCUCAUUAGCUCAAUUACUACUACUGAAUCAUUGCCCCGAUGCCAAAACUAAAAGUUAUAAAUAAAUAAAAAUAAAAACAAAACAAAACAAAAGAAACAAAACCAAAAACAAAACCAAAAAAUAGAAAUGAGUACAAAAUAUGAAGAUAGUUUACUAAUAUCGUUUCGAUAUUAGAUGUUUAUCCAAUCCAUUAUGCCUCUAGAGGAACUAUUUAGUUAUCUAAUUAUUGGCUACUUGACCAUUUCAAUUUGAUUCGCUUUUACUGCACACAAACUUCGCUUUGUCCUUCGAAUAGGCUCUCAAAACUCUCCCUCUGCCCACUUUAAUCCUACUUGUACAUUUUUACAUACCUAUAUGGUUAGUUGUGGGAAUGGUUAGUUAAGGUGGCAAUUGCAGGGAUAACCAUCAACAUCACUUUUCGGGGAAGAACAAUUCGGGAACCACGUCCCGCCAUUUACCAAACUAAAUGUCAACGAGAAAAAAAAAAAACAUGAUUAUAUGUCAGUGCUGCGAUCGAUUGUUCUUCCAGAUCCUUGCAUUCUCUCUCACAUAUAGUUGUCAUAGAAAGCAUUAUUUAAUACUCCAGAUCCAGGUCCAGAUUCAGAUCUGCAUAUAUGCUUGAAGGCUCGGUACAAGUUCAUCAUAUUCUAAAACUGGUAUAAAUGCAACCAUGAUUAAGUGCGUAGUAGGCCGCUGCCGAGCCAAUCCUCAAUUCCAACUGAGGUGACCCCGAAAGGUCCGCUCCUUGUGUUCCUCGUUUCAUGUCGUAGGUGGCUUACUCUUUUUAAACACUACAUUUAAUACCUAACUUUACGAUUCGAUUGUAUAUUUUGUUAUUUGUUUACUGUCUGGUGUGAACGGUUACAUGAAAAAAAAACAAAACAAAAAUGCGUAUUUGUAAGUAGAUCUGACUUUUUUUUACAAAGCAACCAAAAUGUAGGAUUUGAGAGGAGAUAAUAUGCGAAUAGAAAAGGAAAUUAAUAAUAAAAAUUAGUUUAAAAUUAGAAAAAUGUAACUGUUACGGCUAAAAUGUAAUGAUAAUACGUA